This is a messenger RNA of Anoplophora glabripennis (Asian longhorned beetle), 893 nucleotides long. Its product is annotated as trypsin-1. Gene Ontology annotation, biological process: proteolysis. The transcript has 4 exons. Lineage: Eukaryota; Metazoa; Arthropoda; Insecta; Coleoptera; Cerambycidae. Bases 26 to 847 code for a protein of 273 amino acids. Gene Ontology annotation, molecular function: serine-type endopeptidase activity. The record is from RefSeq and is a predicted model, not a curated record.
UAAUGCAGGCAUUCGUCGAGCCAAAAUGAAGGUUGUGUUGUGCGUCCUAGCUCUUGCUGCAGUCGCCUUAGGUGCUCCAAGUGCACCAGGCGGUCGCAUCUUCGGGGGUAUCAAUGCUGCUAGAGGCGAAUUUCCCUUUAUAGUUUCUCUGCAGUAUUGCAUAAUUGGUUUCUGCCAACAUUCCUGCGGGGCCACCAUAUUGUCGCCAAGUUGGCUGCUCACCGCUGCGCAUUGCUUCACCGAAUUGCCGGGUAUAGGUAGUGUACGAGUCAUAGCUGGAAUACUGAAUCAGAACGACGCAAACGCAGAAAAGCAGACCAUUAAUAUUGGUCGUUAUAUCGUCCAUCCGAACUAUGAAGGUGGCGUCAAUCCCCACGACAUCGCCCUCAUAAUGUUGUCAUCUUCUUUAAUCUUGAACGCGCAAGUACAACCAGCAAGACUUCCCAGACAGGGCGAAGAACCGCAGGGGCCAUUCGAUCUGGCAGGAUGGGGUUCUAUAGGCGGUAGUAACCUCUUCCCACAGAUGCCAAACAAUCUGCAGAAGGCCGUCGUUCCGUUAGUUCCCAUUAGAGAAUGCGACGCAGUGUUGACUAGGAUCUUGGAAGGAAGACCACAUCCCCUCCAUUUUGAAAGUAACGUCUGCUCUGGGCCUUUGGACGCGCCGAUCACUGCUUGCGGCGGAGACUCAGGUGGGCCCCUCUCAAAAGGCAAUGUGGUGGAGGGCGUUGUUUCCUGGGGUAUCAACCCAUGUGGUGGAGUAGAUGCUCCUACCGUGUAUGUAAAGGUCAGCAACUACAUCAACUGGAUCCAGCGGUACGUCGAUGAACCUUUAUUGUUCGCCGAUUAAUCUCUGAAAUAAAGUACCAUGUUUUCAAUGAAUUUGAAAAUUUUAA